AUGUCAGUCCUCUCCAUGGUCUCCACGAUUUGGAGAUUGGUAGCGCGAUCCCGGGCCAGUCUUUUCAUGGGCUGCAGCGACUGGCUGAUGUUGGCAGGCAGCGCCAUGAACUUCGUCUGCAACAUCCCAUUCGGCAUUCUCUGUGUGCGCGCUGGUGCUGGCCGGCUCGUAUCUGAUCCCUUUUGGGCGUCGCAUCGCGUUUAUACUACUAUCCACUUCGAGUUCAUCUCAAUUAACUUGCAGAUGAACGCCAUGUUCCUCGUAAAGCUUUCUGUUUGCACCUACCUCUUGGCACUCAACUUCUCGCGAAGGUUUAGGGUCAUAAUGUGGCUCGUCACAUUAAUCGUAGUCAUGUUCAAUCUGAUCAUGCCGCUCUUGUUCAAUUUCUGGUCUUGCCAACCGUACUACUUCCGCUGGCAUCCAGAAAUUGUGCCUGAGUGCUGGCCUGAAAUGGUCGGCAUGGUCGCUAUAUAUGCGCAGAUCGUCUCUAAUAUUUGCACCGACUUGGUUUACGCAUCUGCACCCCUCGUAUACUUGAGACAAGUGAAACUCACGAAGCAGAUGCGCUGCAAAGUGAGGAUCAUGUUCCUUCUCGCACUCAUGCAAGUCAUCCGAUUGCGCACUUCGUCGUCUGUCGUCAAGAUGUACGUAAUGCACCAAUGGCUUCAUUCCAGCGAGCCAUUCUAUGACAUUGCCGACUUAUCUAUAUGGGGAAUCAAUGAAGUCUCCAUCUGUAUCGUUGUCGCGAAUCUUCCCAUGCAGAGCAGGUCAAUAUCCAGAGCUAUAGCAUUCAUUGUUCCCAAUUGCCUACACCCACGGCUCGGUCUCGAAAGCGACGAGGGUUAUGUUGAGGACGACUCGUUCACGAGCACUAUUGACAACCUGAGGCAAACAAGAAGCAUCACACCUGGCGCAGAUGAUGGAAGCGAAAUGGCCAUCAUCGAACUGGAGAACGGAAGGAUUGUCAUGGCACCGAGGACACCAACACCGGCUGUUGUCAGAGAUAAUGGAAGCCAGGGUAUGCUGGCAACAUUCUGGAGAAACGACUCCAAAGAGUCCAUGACUUGA
This is a messenger RNA of Paraphaeosphaeria sporulosa, 1068 nucleotides long. RefSeq lists its product as uncharacterized. The transcript is spliced from 4 exons. Bases 1 to 1068 code for a protein of 355 amino acids. NCBI's taxonomy places the organism in Eukaryota, Fungi, Ascomycota, Dothideomycetes, Pleosporales, Didymosphaeriaceae. The record is from RefSeq and is a predicted model, not a curated record.